Molecule: messenger RNA, 588 nt
Organism: Closterium sp. Yama58-4
Lineage: Eukaryota; Viridiplantae; Streptophyta; Zygnematophyceae; Desmidiales; Closteriaceae
Source: the annotation of a GenBank genome assembly
AUGGCAGUGGUUCACCGCCACGGCGGCUCUCAGCAGAGCUUCUACGACGGCCACCCUUUCGCAUGGUUCACGCAAUACGGCGAGAAAGGCCCGACCUAUUAUUCCAACAAGUACAAGUACGUGAACGACGAGGCGUCGACGGUGUGGUACCACGACCACAUGGUGGGCAUGACGCGGCUGAACGUGGCGGCGGGCAUGGCGGGACUGUACAUUAUCACGGACCCCAAGGCCGAGUCCAAGUUCACCUGGUUACCACCUCCCAGUCGUACGAUUCCGCUCGCCAUCGCGGAUCGGCUCUUCUUCGCGAAUGGGUCGAUCAAUUAUCCGAACGUGGGCAUUGUGCCGAACGUGCAUCCCAACUGGAUUCCCGAGUACCUCGGCAACACUAACAUGGUCAACGGCGUGGUCUGGCCGUACCUCAAGGUUCGUCCGGCGCUUUACCGACUCAAGGUGCUGGGCGCGUCCAGCGCGCGCUUCUACGACCUCAAGUUCGUUUGCGCGCAGCGCAGCGAUUAUCCCAACUUUGUGCCGCCGCUCAAGGGCAAGGUUCUCCAGAUGAUCGAGAAGGGCGAGUUUCUGUGUCGCUAA